AGCAGACUGAUCACAGAGAGGGAGACCAGGACCCAGUCAGUCCCUCUGCUAACCUUGAAGUCAGGGAGUGUGUAGAAGAGCAGCUGAAAAUGCAUCAAAUCUCUGAGCCAAAACACCAGCAGAGCCUCAGGGGGAGGACGACAGAAGGACGUCACUUCGUGCAGGAGUGUGAGGACAUUUCCACGAUGGACAAAAAUAAUGUGAAGGUCUGUGAUCAGCAGGAGGUCCAGAGGAGGGCUUCCCUCAGCCCGCAGCGUCCCGGCGGGAAGUUAACCUCUGACCUCCUGAGGCGCUCCUCUGCCCCAUCUACGGUCUUUAAAGACGAAGGAACGCAGCUGGAAACCAUCCAGGCUCUGACCUCUCAGCCUGAGUAUCGCACAGAGUCUGGGACUUUACGAGAGUCCUGCUCCGGUUCAUGUAGUCCUCAGACACCACGGAUCCAGGCGCAGGCCAAGGUCUUUUCCCGGGCCCGCAGCCAAGAACAAACACCUCUCGUGCCCCGACCUGAAACUCCACCUUUCCAAGAAAAACAGAUUGCCGAAACCAGAGAAAGAGGAGAGAAAACGAGCCAAUUACGAGAGAGAAAUUCCAGAGAGGAAUCCCAUUUGGAAGAAAAAGAGAUUAGAGAUAACACAAGUGAAACAUGCAGAAUUAAUCAAUCACUCUGUGAGCCGACGCCCUCUGUUAGCAUGUCAGUCAGGGAGAGAAGGGCGGGGCACGGAGAAGUGGAAAACAUGAGUACAACUGCAGGAAGAAUAGCUGGUGAAGAUAAGGUGAAAGGCCAGUUUAAAGUCACAGCACCUCGUAGAGAAACGAGCUCAUGUGGUGCCACCUCAGACCAUCUAUGGGAACAAUCACAUGCCUGGAUACCCAAGUACCCCAGCUCUGCAUAUGAAUCAACCACGAUGCAACAUUUCAACAUUUCCCCAGCUUUGAGGGACAACAGAGCGUCCCCUCGGGCCUGGGGAAAUCAGGAAGUUAUUGUUAGUUUUAAGAGCGUAAACGGCCACAUGGAGAGAGUCUCAAGCUCCGACAUGGAAACUCUAUCCACAGGCUGCGAUGAAACAAAAACACAUUUCCAUCUCUGCCAGUGCAGCACGGGCUCAAACUGGGUCAGAGGUCAGAAACAAGCUACAACAACAGCAGCAGCAGCAGCGGCGUUUUGUUUCCGCGCGCCAAGCAACACAAGUCAAGUCCCGACACCUCCGAAAGGCAGCACAUUUCCCAUGCAUUCCACCACGAGGAGCUCUACUGGUGCUGCUGGUGGCAGGGAGGAUGGAGAUAACCCAACCUCCCAGUGUCACCACUUUCCCAAGCUCCCGUCCCCUCCUCCCAACGAUUCUCAUUCAAACCUUUCUCAGGAUGGUUGUGCGAGCGAGGCUGAGGACAGAUGGAUGUUCUGUGGGAUCCAGAAGCAGGACCAGAGUCUUGGAUCUGGAGUCGGCCCCCAGCAGUCCUCCGUCACCAGCUCCAGCACAAAUGAUCAGACUCAGGGGGAUUCUGGUGGUCAUUUUGGUGGUGAGAAAAGGUUGACGACACAUUCUGUGAAACCAGAAAGGAAACCUGAUGGAACAAAAAUGGCUAAAACAUCGAGCGGAUUUCUCAGAGACGCAGCAGAUCAGAAGGACGAGCUGCAGAGCGGCUGCAGCGGAGAUAACAUAAUCUCUGACAGAGACGAGAGUCGUGGCAUGAGAAAACAACUGCACGAACCGGAAACCAGAGCAGUCCAGGCCCUCAGGCAGCAGAUGGAGGCUCUUCAGCAGCAGUUCAGGCACAGAGAGAGAGACUGGUCUGAAGUUCGUCACCAGCUGGAGCAGCUGAUCAGAGAAAACUCUGAGCUGAGGAAGAAACUCACAGUUGUACCACAGUGCCACCCAGUGGCCGCACACAGUACUGCACCAACACACGCUGCACUACAGGAGGGACAGACAGAGUCUUUUCCUGCUGAGACGGAGCAGCUUCUGUCUGACGGCUGCAGCUCGCUGACUCUCACUGACCAGAAGAGCAAAGCAACGUCUGCAGACCAGAAGACAAAAACUGUCACAUUCUCCAACGGAGACGUCAAACACAUUUUGGAAGAUGGGAAAGUGGUGUAUUACUACGCCGGCUCACAGACAACACACACCACCCACCCCAGCGGUCUGGAGGUCCUUCACUUCCUAAACAAGCAGAUCGAGAAGCGACUCCCCGGGGGAAGGAGAGAGAUCCUAUUUCCAGACCACACCAUCAAGUAUGUGGAGGCUGACGGCAGCCAGAGGACCAUCUUCCCUGACGGCACCAUCGUUCACCUCUCACCGUCCGGUGAGAAGAUGAUCGAUUUCCCCAACGGUCAGAGAGAGAUCCACACCUCCCAGUACAAGAGGAGGGAGUAUCCUGAUGGGACGGUUAAAACCAUCUUCCCCAGCGGACGACAGGAAACCAAGUACGCAUCAGGCAGAGUACGCACCAAGGACAGGGUCAAAUUCAACAUCUGACAUCGUGAGACGGAGAGUGUUGAGUGUGUUUGGGGAUUUAGUGCUGGAAGGAAAUACUUUUAGUAGAUCAGAGAUGUUCUCACAUUGU
Messenger RNA from Centropristis striata (black sea bass), 2562 nucleotides. RefSeq lists its product as uncharacterized. NCBI's taxonomy places the organism in Eukaryota, Metazoa, Chordata, Actinopteri, Perciformes, Serranidae. The transcript has 10 exons. Gene Ontology annotation, molecular function: tubulin binding. Bases 90 to 2474 code for a protein of 794 amino acids. Gene Ontology annotation, biological process: centriole elongation; cilium assembly. The record is from RefSeq and is a predicted model, not a curated record. Gene Ontology annotation, cellular component: centrosome; centriole; nucleus.